Vidua chalybeata is the source of this 4366-nucleotide messenger RNA. It is a transcript of the gene KIF23, whose product is annotated as kinesin family member 23. Lineage: Eukaryota; Metazoa; Chordata; Aves; Passeriformes; Viduidae. Gene Ontology annotation, biological process: microtubule-based movement. Gene Ontology annotation, molecular function: microtubule motor activity; microtubule binding; ATP binding. The record is from RefSeq and is a predicted model, not a curated record. The coding region runs from base 75 to 3734 and encodes 1219 amino acids. The transcript has 24 exons. Gene Ontology annotation, cellular component: microtubule; kinesin complex; nucleus.
CGCAGCCGCCGCCCGGUGCCAGCCCCGCCGCCGCGAGCCCCGGGCCCUGUCGCGACAGCGGCGGCACCCGCGACAUGAAGGCGGCUAGGGCCAGGACGCCGCGGAGGCCGCGCAAAGCCACGAACCCCACGCAGAAGGACCCGGUGGGGGUGUACUGCCGCGUGCGGCCGCUCAGCCGGGCAGACCAGGAAUGCUGCAUCGAGGUCGUCAACGGCACCACGGUGCAGCUCCACCCUCCCGAGGGCUUCCGCGUGUUCCGGAACGGCGAGUACCGCGAGACCCAGUAUUCCUUCAAGGAGGUCUUUGGCACGCUGGUGGUGCAGAAGGAGCUCUUUGACGUGGUGGCCAAACCUCUGGUGGAGGAUCUGAUCCGGGGCAAGAACGGUCUCCUGUUCACCUACGGAGUGACGGGCAGUGGGAAGACCCACACCAUGACAGGUUCUCCUGGGGACGGGGGGCUCCUGCCCCGCUGCCUGGCCAUGAUCUUCAACAGCAUCGGCCCCUUCCAGGCCAAGAGAUUCGUUUUUAAGCUGGAUGACAAGAACGGGGUGGAUGUGCAGAGCGAGGUGGAGGCUCUGCUGGAACGCCAGAGGAGAGAGGCCCUGCCCACCCCAAAAACUCCAGCUGGGAAGAGACAGCUGGAUCCCGAGUUUGCCGACAUGAUCGACGUGCAGGAUCACUGCCGGGCGGAGGAGGUGGACGAGGACAACGUCUACGGCGUCUUCGUGUCCUACAUCGAGAUCUACAACAACUACAUCUACGACCUGCUGGAGGAGGCUCCCUGUGACUCCAUCAAACCCAAGUGGAACAAUUGCAACACUCCUGUGAGAAAUGGAGACUUUGUACCUCCCCAGUCCAAAAUCCUUCGGGAAGACCAGAACCACAACAUGUACGUGACGGGCUGCACCGAGGUGGAGGUCAAAUCCACAGAGGAAGCUUUUGAAGUCUUUUGGAGAGGGCAGAAGAAGCGGCGCAUCGCCAACACGCAGCUGAACCGGGAAUCCAGCCGCUCCCACUCCGUGUUCAUCAUCAAACUGGCUCAGGCUCCUCUGGAUGCUGAUGGGGACAACGUGCUCCAGGAAAAGGAGCAGAUCACCCUGAGCCAGCUGUCCCUGGUGGAUCUGGCGGGAAGCGAGAGGACCAACAGGACCAAAGCCGAGGGGAACAGGCUGCGGGAGGCAGGGAAUAUCAACCAGUCAUUGAUGACAUUGAGGACGUGCAUCGAGGUUCUGCGGGAAAACCAAUUGUACGGAACAAACAAGAUGGUUCCAUACAGAGAUUCCAAACUGACUCAUCUCUUCAAGAACUAUUUCGAUGGAGAAGGGAAAGUUCGGAUGAUCGUGUGUGUGAAUCCCAAGGCUGAGGACUACGAGGAAAGCCUGCAAGUGAUGCGUUUUGCAGAGAUGACCCAGGAGGUGGAGGUGGCCAGGCCCCUGGACAGGCCCCUGUGCGGGCUGACCCCGGGGCGGCGCCUCCGGAACCAGGCAUUCCGGGAGGAGCUCUCCCGAAAACUGGAGCUCAGGGGCGGCCCCGUGGGAGCAGGACCAGAGGAGCCGUCUGCUGCUGAGCUGUUCUUCCAGAGCUUCCCUCCCCUGCCUUCCUGCGAGCUCUUGGAUAUCAACGACGACCAAACGCUCCCAAAACUGAUCGAGGCCCUGGAGCAGCGCCACAAAAUGAGGCAGAUGCUGGCUGAGGAAUUUGGCAAAAACGUUCUUGCCUUUAAAACAAUGCUGCAAGAAUUUGACUCCAGUGUUGCAUCCAAGGAAAAUUAUAUCCAAGGAAAACUGGCUGAGAAGGAGAAAACCAUAACGGGGCAGAGGACGGAGCUGGAACGGCUGGAGAAGAAGAUUAAAACCUUGGAGUACAAGAUUGAGAUUUUGGAGAAGACGGCCACGAUUUACGAGGAGGACAAGAGGAACCUGCAGCAGGAGCUGGAGAGCAAGAGCCAGAAGCUGCAGCGGCAGGCGUCGGACAAGAGGAGGCUGGAGGCCAGGCUGCAGGGAAUGGUGACCGAGACCUCCCUCAAGUGGGAGAAGGAAUGUGAGCGGCGGGUGGCAGCCAAGCAGCUGGAGAUGCAGAACAAGCUGUGGGUGAAGGAUGAGAAGCUGAAGCAGCUCAAGGCCAUCGUCACCGAGCCCAGAGCCGAGAGGCCAGAGAGGCCAGAGAGGCCAUCCCGGGAAAGGGAGCGGGAAAAGGCUCUCCCGAGAUCCGUGUCUCCUUCCCCUGCGCCCAGCUGUGGUGACCCCGCUGAGCUCGGGGACAGCCGGGUGGCCCCGCGGGUGCCCAGGCGCUCCAACUCUUGCAGCAGCAUCUCUGUGGCCUCCUGCGUGCUGGAGUGGGAGCAGAGGGGCCCUUCCUGCGAGCCAGCCAGCAUUCCCAAAGCCAGGAAUAAAGCGGGAGCGGAGCCGGGCUCGGCCUGGCCCAGCCCUGCCAGGAGGAGAGGGAUGUGCUGGAGCCGAGUGCUGGAGGUGCCCAGGGAUAGAGAGGAGCUAGAGCAGGAAGAGGAUCCGUGCUGCAGGAGCGCUCCGGUGGCGCCGCUGCGGCCGCGGCGUUCCCGCAGUGCCGGGGAGCGCUGGGUGGAUCACCAGUCCCAAUCCCUGCCAUUCCCCGUUCCCAUUCCCCGUUCCCAUUCCCAGUGCCCAUUCCCAUUCUCACUCCCCGUUCCCAUUCCAGAGCGCUCUGGUGGCGCCGCUGCGGCCGCGGCGUUCCCGCAGUGCCGGGGAGCGCUGGGUGGAUCACCAGUCCCAAUCCCUGCCAUUCCCCGUUCCCAUUCCCUGUUCCCCUUCCCCGUUCCCAUUCCAGUUCCCAUUCCCCGUUCUCAUUCCCCGUUCUUAUUCCCAGUGCCCAUUCCCCGUUCUCAUUCCCCGUUCCCAUUCCAGUUCCCAUUCCCCGUUCUCAUUCCCCGUUCCCAUUCCCAGUGCCCAUUCCCGUUCUCACUCCCCGUUCCCAUUCCAGAGCGCUCCGGUGGCGCCGCUGCGGCCGCGGCGUUCCCGCAGUGCCGGGGAGCGCUGGGUGGAUCACCAGUCCCAAUCCCUGCCAUUCCCCGUUCCCAUUCCCCGUUCCCAUUCCCGUUCUCACUCCCCGUUCCCAUUCCAGAGCGCUCCGGUGGCGCCGCUGCGGCCGCGGCGUUCCCGCAGUGCCGGGGAGCGCUGGGUGGAUCACCAGUCCCAAUCCCUGCCAUUCCCCAUUCCCAUUCCCUGUUCUUAUUCCCAGUGCCCAUUCCCCGUUCUCACUCCCCGUUCCCAUUCCAGAGCGCUCCGGUGGCGCCGCUGCGGCCGCGGCGUUCCCGCAGUGCCGGGGAGCGCUGGGUGGAUCACCGGCCGCCGUCGCACGUGCCCACGGAGACGCUGCUGCAGCCGCGCGUGCCCCGGGCCAUCACCGUGGACGCCCCCAGCGAGCGCGCCCUGGCCAGGUGCGACCGCUACCUGCUGACCCACCAGGAGCUCGCCUCCGACGGGGAGAUCCAGACCAAGCUCAUCAAGGGGGACGUGUUCAAGACCAGGGGUGGGGGCCAGGCCGUGCAGUUCACGGACAUCGAGACCCUCAAGCAGGAAUCUCCCACCGGGCGGAAGCGCCGCUCGUCGCCUUCCAAUCCCGACCCCGCCGGGGACGCCGCAGACUCGGAGUGGACGGAUGUGGAAACCAGGUGUUCCGUGGCCGUGGAGAUGAGGGCGGGAUCGGCGCUGGGACCGGGAUUCCAGCACCACGCCCAGCCCAAGCGCAGGAAACCCUGAAUUUUUCCUGCUGGAAUCCCGGAUUUUCCCAGCCUGAGGAAUGCUCUGCUGCCACUGCUCCUCAGGACCUGCUUUGUGCUCAUUCCCGGAGGUUUUUAGGGAAGCUGGGAAAUGGUUCCAUGGGUGAUCCCAAAGAACUUCUGGAUGGAUCUGUCCUUUUCCAUAGAUUUAGGGAAAUCCAAAAGCUCCCUCUGGAGUCCCAAACGGAGCUGGAUCAUUACAGACAGUUGCCAGCAGGCUUUUCCCUGGGAGGCUUUUCCAGUGUUUUCCCAGUUUUUUAAUCCCAAAUCCAUCUUUUCUGGUCAUUCCCUCUCUUUUGGGAGACCCAACCGCUGCUAUUCCGAGCUGCAGUCCAGCACUUUAAGGGUGUUUUUUGGCCAUUCCCGAUUUUACUGGAACCAGGAAAACCUUGGGAAUACGGAUUUCUUCUGGCAAGAAUGAGUUUGGAAUAUUUAAGUGUGUCACUGAGCUGUCAGAACGUUCCAGAGUCACCCAAAAUCCUGGGAGCAGUGGGAAUUCGCAUCCCAGCUGCUUUGGGGUGUGAGGGAAUUCUGGAAUGUUUUCCAUGUGGGAAUGGGGGGGAAAAGGGGAUUUCCUCACGGGUAGGGUGGGAAUUGGCUCUCUGUGUGUCC